Molecule: messenger RNA, 522 nt
Organism: Monoraphidium neglectum
Lineage: Eukaryota; Viridiplantae; Chlorophyta; Chlorophyceae; Sphaeropleales; Selenastraceae
Exons: 4
Coding region: 1-522 (173 amino acids)
Cellular component (GO): membrane
Source: RefSeq, a predicted model, not a curated record
AUGCUCUACUUUCUGUUUGACACCAUCUUUGUCGGGCUCUACCCGUCCAGCGUGAAGAGCCCCGUGGUCAUCCUGGGCCACCACCUCUGCACCUCCCUUUACAUGCUCAUCCCCCAUUUCUACCCUGCCUACCACUGGUGUAUGUCCUACUGCAUGCUCGUGGAGAUCAACACGUGGCUGCUCAUUGCGCGUCGCCGCAUUGGUGGCGCAGCCAUCACAUUUGCGUUUUAUGCCACAUGGGUCGGCCUGCGCAACAUUUGGUACCCUUACUUGAUUUGGGCCUUUGCAGUGGAAUUUGAGCACGAGUCCAAGCUCGCGGGGACCUACCUCAACCCGACAAUAAUUGCCAUGAUCUGUCAGGUCGCGCUGACCAUUCUUAAUUACUACUGGACCUUCCAGCUCGUCCACAAGCUGGUCAGGACGCAGGCAACAGGUCCAUGCACCAAGGGCGGCAGUGGCGGCGGCGAGAUGUCGAAGCCCGGCUCCAAGCCAAUGGCACAGAUUUAUGCAGAGCACUUGUGA